Molecule: messenger RNA, 1349 nt
Organism: Centruroides sculpturatus (bark scorpion)
Lineage: Eukaryota; Metazoa; Arthropoda; Arachnida; Scorpiones; Buthidae
Product: E3 ubiquitin-protein ligase MIB2-like
Exons: 2
Coding region: 81-1256 (391 amino acids)
Molecular function (GO): protein binding
Source: RefSeq, a predicted model, not a curated record
UGUGACAAACAACGAUAUUGUUUGUCCAACAAUCACAUCUCCGAAUUGUUUACUCCUGUAGAGAUCGUAAUUUAAAAUUAAUGUCUCGUAAUAACUUUACAGACGGAAAAAAAGAUUCCAUAACAGAUAUUGAGGAGAGAAAAAAUCUUGAUGACGAAAAGAUCUCUCGUAGACAGGAUUUAAUUCUCGAUGAUAAAAUACACGGAAUCGAUUCAGAUAGUAAAAUCGGCGAAUUUUACGAAGCUAUUCGACGUAAUAACGUGGUGCAGGUACGAAGAUUUCUGGAGGAGGGGAUAAAUGCCAAUGAGCAGGAUAUUGCAACGGGAAAAUUGCCGUUGAUCGAAGCAACAAAUUUGGGACACGUGGAAAUCGUCAAGGCUUUAUUAACGGCAUACGCAGAUGUCAAUCGUACCAACAUCCAGGGUAGCACGGCUCUCCACGUGUCUGUUAGCCCGAAAGCUUUCAACAAAGAAAUAGUAAAGUUAUUUCUGGAACGAAGAAGUGCAGAUUACAAUAUACAAGAUACAGCGUCAGCAAGCACACCUCUGCACAUUUUGUGUAAAUUCUGUAUAUCUGCGAAAAAUACUCCCUUGUCGACAUUACACAAUAUACUAAAAGAGAUGGUAACGAGGUGUGAUUUAGAAUUAAAAGAUACGGUGGGUAACACUCCUCUUCAUAUACUAGCUAUGGGAAAAGAAGAAGACCUGGAAGCAGUAGAGAUCGUUCUUUCAGCCAGACCUAAUAUAAACGUAAGAAAUAAUUUAGGAGAAACUCCUGUAGCCAUCUCGAUCGAUCACGGAAACUUUCGCUCGGCUCUGGCUAUGCUAAAAUGCAAAUUAGACACAGAUGCCAGAGAUCGAAACCAAUAUACUUUGCUCCAUUAUGCAGCCAAGAAAAAUGCCAUCGAAGUGAUAAAGAAACUGUUAGAAAAAGGAUGCGAUCCCAAUGCUCAAGAUGCAACCGGUGAUACCGCCUUGCAUGUUACUGCCGGAAGAGGUUUCGUAGAGGCGACGUCUGUCUUACUGAAACAUCCGAAAAUUGACAAAAAUAUGCAGAAUUUUGGGGGUUACACUCCUUUGAUGUGUGCGGUUGAUAGCGGCUUCCCAAAAGUAGUCGAACUGUUAAUGGCAGCCAAAUGUGAUAUAUAUGUCAAGUGCCCAGAGACCAACAAAACAGCCUUGGAUAUUGCCAAAGAACGAAUUAUCAAAAGAAACAGACGAGACGUUUACGAUCUCCUGAUGAAUGAAAAAUAUUAAAAUUCCAAAAUUAUAUAUUUUCAACAGUUGAUUUAUCUUCGGAAAAUAAAUAUGCCUUUCAUCCCGAAAAGUCAAACGAUUUUCAAAAAAGAA